This is a messenger RNA of Aquila chrysaetos chrysaetos, 6429 nucleotides long. RefSeq names its product 3-hydroxymethyl-3-methylglutaryl-CoA lyase like 1 (gene HMGCLL1). Bases 98 to 1138 code for a protein of 346 amino acids. Gene Ontology annotation, molecular function: hydroxymethylglutaryl-CoA lyase activity. Gene Ontology annotation, cellular component: endoplasmic reticulum; cytosol. Gene Ontology annotation, biological process: ketone body biosynthetic process; L-leucine catabolic process. The transcript is spliced from 9 exons. Lineage: Eukaryota; Metazoa; Chordata; Aves; Accipitriformes; Accipitridae. The record is from RefSeq and is a predicted model, not a curated record.
GGCGGGCGCGGGGCCGGCGCGGCCCCCGCGGGCCGGGAGGCUGCGGCGACCUUGCGGCUGGCUGCCGGGCGCCCGGCGAGCGCCGCGCCGCCGCGCCAUGGGCACGGUGCCGUCGGCGCUGAAGCACUGCCUCAGCUACCAGCACCUCCUCAAGGAGCAGCUGUGGAUCGGGGAGCCGGCCGCGCCGCCGCCUGCGGCUCCGCACCCCGGGCAGGAAUCUCAAGAAUCUGGACUGCCUGAGUACAUAAAGAUUGUAGAAGUUGGGCCAAGGGAUGGAUUACAAAAUGAAAAGGUGAUAAUCCCAACUGAUAUAAAAAUUGAGUUAAUCAACCGGCUUUCCAAAACAGGCCUGCCUGCAAUAGAAGUGACCAGUUUUGUUUCAUCCAAAUGGGUACCUCAGAUGGCAGAUCACAAAGAAGUAAUGAGGGGCAUUGAGCGGCAUCCUGGAGUCCAAUAUCCUGUUCUCACACCUAAUCUUCAAGGUUUUCAUUCUGCUAUCGCAGCAGGAGCUACAGAAGUCUCAGUAUUUGGUGCAGCAUCUGAAUCUUUUAGCAAAAUGAAUAUUAAUUGUUCAAUUGAAGAAAGCAUAGGAAAAUUUGAAGAAGUUGCUAAAUCUGCAAGGAAUAUGAAUAUUCCAGUGCGUGGGUAUGUGUCAUGUGCAUUGGGAUGCCCAUACGAAGGAAAAAUCACACCAGCUAAAGUUGCAGAAGUAUCUAAGCGGCUGUACAGUAUGGGCUGUUAUGAAAUCUCUCUGGGGGACACAAUUGGUGUGGGGACUCCUGGAAGUAUGAAGAGAAUGUUGGAAGCUGUUAUGAAAGAAAUUCCUCUGAGUGCUCUUGCUGUUCACUGUCAUGACACAUAUGGCCAGGCAUUAGCCAAUAUCCUCACAGCCAUACAGAUGGGAGUUGCUGUAGUGGAUUCAUCGGUUGCAGGACUGGGUGGUUGUCCCUAUGCAAGAGGUGCUACUGGAAAUGUAGCCACGGAGGAUGUGAUAUACAUGCUUAAUGGUCUGGGUAUCAAUACAGGAGUGAAUCUUUAUACAGUGAUGGAAGCUGGAAACUUCAUCUGUACAGCUUUGAACAAGAAAACAAACUCAAAGGUUGCACAAGCUUCCUUCAAUACUGGAACUAUCAGUUAAAUGGAAUUUUUUUGCAGCUUAAUUACAUUUGUCAUCUGCCUUGACCAAGGACAUUUAUAUCAAGAAAACAAAUACAAGAAAACCAUUUCAGCGAAGAACCAAAAUAGAAUGCAUAUAUAACUUUUUGUUAUGGGAAGAGUUAUUGUACUGUACUGUCUUGUAAAGAAUUAUCUGAUUUGUAAGUAAGAAAUAAAUGACUAGUACAGAACCCUGUGCUUAAUACUUCUACAAAUGAGAAAAAUGUAUAAACAGUAGGACAUUUUAGCAUGUUUUGAAUUGAAUUUUAGUUUUUUUCAGGAAAACUGGAUAGAAGCAGUGAAUACAUGGUUAAUUUUAAAUCAAGAUGACUUUUAGAACAGUACAAAUAUUUGCAGUAGUUUAGGAGAUCCCACACUGUGUGUGGCCAUUCUAUUAUGUGUUUUAUUUAUCUGAGUCUUUACUUUUCAUUUGUCAAGUCAGUUGUGUUAUGAACAUGGAGCCAAAUCUGAAUUCACCAUAAGAAUUUUUUUAGCAAUAGCACUUUUUAAUUUCUGUUGUGUUUAACAUCUGUUAAGUUAUGGAUGACUUUAUCUUGUUCCAAAACCUUGUGGUGAAUGGCAGUCUGCCAGGUCCUCCAAAUCUAAUGUAAAUUUCCUUAUUUGUUACAUAUGUUAAAUGUGUGUAGUUGCUUUUUUUUCCUCAACUGUAUUAAAACCUAAUUAUAUGAAGCAAUUAAAAGUUGGCAAGGUAUUCAACCAUCAUUCAGGGUGGUAGUAGUGUAGAAGGGGCUAAAUUUUUGUCCAAGGUCUCAUCAAACAAUUUGAUUUUUUAUUCUACAGUCUAUGAACUGACAUUCUCACUUAGAAGUCAUGAGUUUUUGAGGGUAAUAAUAUUCUGCUGGACUAGCUUACACAAAGGGAACCACUUACAACUUUUCUCUGUGCUCUACUGAUAGUGAUACUGUUCUUUUAAAUGUCUUAGUUCAGGAAGAUGCCAGUGAACUGCACUGUCAUUUUUAGAUCAAUAAUGGACAAAUUCAAAGAAGAGCCUUAUCCUAUCUAAAAACUGUUCAAAUCUGCCAUGAAAAUAUUGUCAUUUUUUCAGUCUGAAACGUCGGUACUGUUAUUGGUCAGUUGUGUAGGAUCCUUCUGUAAUUCUCUCUGUAUGUAACCUUGAUCUAUGUUUUUUCUGAACAUAGCCUGUUAACAUGAAAAUCUAAAAUCUGUGACUGUGAUCUUUUUCCAUAUUCUCCAUUUUCCUCCAAAAUAUGAAAGGUUGGGAAAAGGUAAGAUGAAAGAAAGUGAAAGAUAACAUGUAAAGAAUGAAAAGGCUGCAUCAUUUUUGUCUGGAACUCAACUCUGCCAAGUUACAGCUGAGUCUCAGUUUGCCUUUGAAAUUCUGAAGUGAACUUUUUCUGAGAUCUUUUAGCCAGUAUUGUAGUUUAGAAUUGUUCAGAGCUUAAGUCAAACUUUGCAUGCCAGGUAUCUCAAAGCUAUAAAUCUGAUAUAAAACCUCUAUCCUGUUUAUGCUGUAAUGAUAGUCAAAACUAAUAUAAACUACAUUGUUUCACUCUUCUCAUGGUGUCAAAGAAUACACAAAUAAAUGCGUUCAGGUGAGGAGGAAAUAUCUUGCCUAUCAAUCCAAAAUACUAAAUUGCACCCCUCACUGCGGUAUUUAGUAAGACUUUCAAGUACUCCUGAAGAUGUGAACACCCUGAUUUGCUUGGCCUGCUCUGGAUGCAUAGUUGGAUCACCACAGAAAAUGCUCUGUCCUCAUUUUCCCAUGUUUCAGCUGGGCCUUUGUUAUUUAGCAGCCACUGUGGCUCAUGUAUCAAAACACGAACUUUAAUAAAACCAGGUCUUGAACCAUUCACAGAUUUAAAAAUUCUGUAAUGGAUUAUAUCCAAUGAAGAAGUGAGGAAUCUGCAGCAAUACUUAGGCUGUACUUAGUCUUAAGAUUAGUAGUUAAGCCUAAACAAGGUACCCAAAUUGACAUCCUAAAGACUCCCUAGUUCAGGUGCCAUUUACCCCAGAAGAUGACUCACCACACUGUAGUACUUUCCUGUUUAACAAUAAAAUUUCCUUUACAGUUUGCUUCUGUGCAGGCACAGAGUUAGCUCAUUUUGAGCUAAAGUAUGCAGUUCUCAUGUUGGGCCUGAUGAAUUUCCUUCUACCCAAGAUGCUGUGAGCAAGUUUAAGCAACAUGAGCAAGAUGGAGAUUCUCAAAGAAUGAAAGUGAAGUCACCCCUUGGAAAAAAAGUAGUUGUGACGCAAACCACCUUUUAAAUACUAGCCUGAAUGUUGGACUAAACAAUUGAUCUGAGACUAGCUUGCUACUCAGCCUGGGGAGAUUGAAAUGGACAUUUUUUGGCAUCCUAAUCAGUGGAUCUGACCAUCUGGCUGUAUACAGAACUGAAAAAGAAUGCACUUUCUAGUAAAUCGGGAUGAAGUUGUGCCACUGGGUAGGAUGGAAUUCAAAAUUCCUGAGACCAGGAAGUUCACAAGAAAAAAAAAGUCUCUGCAACAGAUAAGGGUUUUUUUUCCUUGAAGAUGCUGGUGAGGACUUCAACUGUAGGCCAAGUCAGGAACUGAACUGACACUGUCUACUUUUUUCUAAGUAUGCUAACUACAACAUCUUAGAUAAAAGUAAGUGGUUACACUACUACCUAUGUAGAACAUGGACUAUAGAAUAAAAGACCUAGCUCUGCUCAGUUCUGUGGGAGUUCUAGACAUCUAUGUUCCUAAUUGUCAUGAAGGAUUGCUAACUUGGCACUAGGAGACCCUUACACUCUGGAGGAUUUUUCAGAAAAUGCCCCUGUGCAUAGUGCAUCCUAGGCUUCUCAGCAUCUGGGCUGUUCAGUUUGCAAUUCUAAGGCUCUUAACUCUCCCUAGGCACUGAAACAGGCUACCUAUUAAAUCAUGGGGAUGAACAACCCAAAAUGCCUCAGUUCUUUAUUGGGUCUGUUGUAGAAACUACUUGGGAGCUUGUGGAGAGCCUUAAAUGCAGGUCUGUUAUUCUAUAAUGAUGUGAGCAUUGGAAGAUGAGCAAUGACAUCUGGAGCCUAUUCUUUACCUGCAUGUUGAGCUUCAACCACAUAGUGAGUUAUAGUAAUCCAGGGUGGAGGUCACAGACAAAUAGAUUGUUUGUCAGGAUCAUUACAAGGGAGGAAGAAACAUAGAGCCAGAUUAAAAAAAAACCCAAUGUUUAUAUGCCAAAAGUGCCACCUGGGGUGAAUUGAGGCCUGUGGGUCCAGGUGAGCACUCCCCAUAAAAUCCUUCUUUACUUGUAGUGUGACGAGAAUCCUGAGACAUCUCAUGUUCUCUCUACUAAAAUUUGUUGGACACAUGAAGUGCUGCUGCUCUGCUCUCCUGGGCUGGCAUCAUUUUGACUGUGCAGAGCAUUUUAAUGCCUAAUCUUUGGCUUCACAAAAUAAGCAUAUAUUGCCCUUAACAUCAAGGGCUAAUCCGGUAGCUAUGCCAUGGGCAUGCAUCACUCACACAGGCAGCCUUGACUUCAGCAUAUAAUAAAGCAGUUGAGACUACAUCCCUUCAAAAACAUGGCAAGUCAUGGGAUGGUGCUACUGCUCUCCAGUGCUUCUCACUUUCUAAAUUUUUAUGGUUAUAUUCAGAGUGACCCAUCACUAGUGGUGCCUGCUGUUUUAGUCCCUGUCAGUGUCCCCCACUGAGUACAUUGCUGUCACUUCAUCCUGAAGUAACUCUCUGGCUGUGGAAGGUUUGCAGCCAGGUGUUUGGCUUCCAUAAGCAGGUGUUCUUAUUACUAUGUCAUUAUAAAAAUUAUAUGUAUAUAUACAUUUGUUGAAAGGUAUCAAGAAAAAGCAACAGAGCACUGAAUAUCAUGAUCACAGUGUUGGAAUGAGGGGACACACUGUCUCCCUGUUUUGCUGAUGGUCCUCUGUAAAUGCUGAAAAGGGGAUAGUGUAAACUCUGAGAGCAUGCAGGAGAGAAGAAGUAGUUACUGACUGCCCUCGCCGAGUCUUAUUGGAGACAAAUUAGAUGUACCCAGAUAUUUACUUCUGUGCAUUGGCGACAAAUUAGAUGUAGCAAGAUACUUACUCCUGUGCUUUGGAGACUUUAUUCUGUAGCUCUCUGUAUCAAAGUCACUGCAGAGAUCUCACAGAACAACGUGGAGAUCAUCUUACUUGUGCUACGACUACGGACUAUGUAAACUGGAGUUCCCAGGGCAGUCUUUGGUCUGUGCACUGGUCUGAACUUGUGAAGGUUCAACAGCUGACAAAUGUCAUAUUGCUGGAAUUUUCUUUAAUAGUUUCACAGUAGUUUUUCUUUUCCCCAUGCUGUUGGGAAUAGCUAGAAAGUGAAAUAUUGGCUUCUUUGGCUGGUCAAGAUAUGUUGUUCUAAAGGCAUGGCUGGUGUGCUUUAUUGGAGAAGAAGUUGAUCAAUUCCAUUAGUAAUGGGCCUAAUUGUUCUUCAGUGCCUUUCACAAGACAGCAAUGACAUGGAUCCCGUACAUGGAUAGUGGUAAUGUCUUCCAGCAGCAGCUUGCUUUGUAGUUUAAACUUCUGUGUAUUACAGCAACUUGGCUCUGGACCAGCACUUUAAUGUUUCAUUUUCAUGUAUAACCAGAGUUUAUGGAAAUAAGAAGUGAAUAGUCUGGUCUUGUGAAUAAGUCCAGAGAGGCUUUGGCUAAUUUUCCUUUCUUAAUAGCAUCAUUUGAGUUCAUAAAACUUUUAUUAUUGUAAUAAGGAGUCACAAAAUGAAGACUGCAGGUCUGUGAGGUAAAAUUCCUAUGUUUGGGAUCAGUGCUGUUGAAAUGAAAUAAUACUUGUCCAAAGAGCUAGUGUGAAUGUAUAAGAUCUGCCUAUUUUUUCAGAGUUAUUUUUAAGGGGUAGAAAUAUUGUUUAGUUACUGUGAUAGCUGAAAAUGAGUAUUCUUUGCCACUGAAUGUUUCUAUGAUUUCUCAGACUGCCUUAAGUUCUCUUUAUUGAUUGUGAAAUGUCUAGAGAACUGACUAAACAGAAGAAUCAUUCUGGAGAAGUGAAUGAAAGACGCUUGCUUUCCGGUUCUUGACUUGCUGAUCGAUGCUUUUCUUUUGUUAUAUUUUUGAAGAUUAUUUUUCUCUAUGGUCCUGCUCUAAGGCAGUGUUGAUCUGCUUUGCUGCAAUAACACAGCAGGCAGAAGGACUAGGGCCAAAGUCAACUUGGCCCUUUGAAACCAAUGUCAAUGAGAUGAUAUGUUUGUUAAGGAAUUGUCAUGUACCCUCUUGGUUUUAUGCAUUUGUGAUUUUGCAAUGUGUUGUUAAAGCUGAAAUAAAAUCUAUCUCAGUGUUUACUGAAA